AUGAACGCCAUUGUGGGUUUAUGUCAUUUCUGCGAAGCUCAUGGACCACGGCCGUUAUUUUGUACGUUUACCACAGACAGUGAUAAAAACACGACCGAAUCUUCAAGAGCUAGUGUUCAGUGCAGUGGCUGUACUUCUUUAGGUCCUGAGACCGUGUUUGUGUCCCGAGAAGAUGAUGGGACAAUAUACUGUAGCCGGGAAUCAGUUCCCAACGCUGACGUCACAUCGUUUUUGCGACAGGCCGCGAUAAGAAGUAUCACUUGUGAAGUGAAUUGGAAUAAAGAAGGAGGUGUGGUCUACUUCAAUGAUGCUCAUGGACAUGUCCUAAGCCUCACAUUCCAGCUGAAGGAUACUUGGGCUCGAGGGUUGAAGAGAUGGUUCUCCAUAGUAGUUCUAAUGAAGGACAAAAUGUUAUUACUGAAUAUUACACCCCUACUCUCAGAACAUAUGCAGAAAAUAGCAAAGGAAUUACAAGAGUUGGCUGAAGUAGUGUUUGAUGCUGAGCAAAAGGUUUGUUCCCAAAGAGCUCUCAGGCUGAAAACUGGAAGAAAUGACUUUGUUCAGUCCAGGUCAUUGAUGCAUUUGACUGGAGACGACAAUGUGUUCAAAAGACUACACUCCCACUUCACAUGGAUGUUAAAAGCUGGUGCACACACAUACUCCGAAACUUUAUACACCAGUCACGAUUUGCUCAAUAAGUUACAACCUCAUGCUGUGAAAAAAUCUAUAUUUGAGCCGGGCACUUGUUCUGUGUCGAGUGACAAAAGUUGCAUGUCCCUCAGACUGUUGGAGAAGACAGUUUCUAAAGCAGUAUUUAGGAUAUUGAUGUACUGUACUUUGACUGGAGUUUAUAUUGUCAUAAAAUCAAGUAAUGUGGAGACAGCAACCAUUAUAAAUGGCUUGGCUAGAUUACUGCCAGUAACUAUGACAAACAGCAAUAGAAUACGACAGUACAGAAUUGAUGAGCCGCUACCACCCACUGUGUGCUUAUUGGAAGAAACUGAAAACAAUAACUUUAGUUACAAAUGGAGUGGUGCAUUACCUGCUAAAUGUCCAACAUUGAUGACUAGAAUAGAGAAUUCAAUGAAUAAUGACAAGUUCAAUGAUGAUGUUCUACAUCAGCAUUUGAAAUCCCUUCAGUUAGAAUGGCUUGGAAUAGCAAAAGCAGUGAAGGCAGCUAUAGACUCCUCAGGUUCUAAAUCUGAUGCAGUGGCCAAAUUAAAACAAGUGUUUGGAAUAGGACAGCAUGACGAAUCUCUUGUGAAUUACUGGAUGACCGCAUUUUGCAGCUGA
Spodoptera littoralis (African cotton leafworm) is the source of this 1293-nucleotide messenger RNA. NCBI's taxonomy places the organism in Eukaryota, Metazoa, Arthropoda, Insecta, Lepidoptera, Noctuidae. The record is from the annotation of a GenBank genome assembly.